Peromyscus maniculatus bairdii (prairie deer mouse) is the source of this 2416-nucleotide messenger RNA. It is a transcript of the gene Ccdc43, whose product is annotated as coiled-coil domain containing 43. Lineage: Eukaryota; Metazoa; Chordata; Mammalia; Rodentia; Cricetidae. The record is from RefSeq and is a predicted model, not a curated record.
CAGGCACUGCGGUAGGCGCCUCCGGGUCCGGCAGGACCCUGUCCCCAGCAUGGCGGCGCCCAGCGAAGUGGCGGCGGCAGUGCUCGGUGAAGGCGAUGGCGCGGGCUUUGGAUCCUGGCUGGACGGACGGUUGGAGGCGCUGGGAGUGGACCGGGCCGUUUAUGGCGCUUACAUCCUUGGUGUCCUACAGGAGGAGGAGGAGGAAGAGAAGCUGGACGCCCUGCAGGGUAUCCUCUCUGCUUUCCUGGAAGAAGAUUCUCUCCUUGAUAUCUGUAAGGAAAUUGUGGAACGAUGGUCAGAAACACAAAAUGUCACCACCAAAGUAAAAAAAGAAGAUGAGGUUCAGGCCAUCGCCACCUUGAUUGAGAAGCAGGCACAGAUCGUGGUGAAGCCCAGGAUGGUUUCUGAAGAGGAGAGGCAGAGGAAAGCCGCCCUGCUGGCCCAGUAUGCUGAUGUGACAGACGAAGAGGACGACACAGAUGAGAAAGACGACCCGGGUGCUUCGACAGCAAACGCCGGUUCUGACAAAUCUCUCUUCCGAAACACCAAUGUGGAAGAUGUUCUCAACGCUCGGAAAUUGGAGCGAGACUCACUUCGGGAUGAGUCCCAAAGGAAGAAGGAACAGGACAAGCUGCAGAGGGAGAAGGACAAACUAGCCAAGCAGGAGCGCAAGGAGAAGGAGAGGAAAAGGACCCAGAAGGGGGAACGCAAGCGAUAACCUCGGCCCACUCCCUUCCUCCCGCCCAUGAACUGAUUGUGCGUCUGUGUAUUUAAGAGAACUGAGACUAAUGCAUUUCCCCAAAUUUCCUAAGGCUUUCCCCCUUUGUUUACAUGUUCAAAAGGAAAAAUCACAAUCACUUGUAACAAAAUGUGCCAUGUUUUGGUGGUGUGAGCAAUCAAUUAUAGUUAGUAUCUUUACCAAAGAUCUGGAAUUAGGGUAACUUUUCUGUUUUAGUACUGAAAUCCUGUGUUCUUCUGGCUUGUUUUUUUUAAAAAAGGUCUUCCCUCACUUUGUAUAAUUAGCCAGAUUCAGAAAGCUAACAUCCUGAAGGAAACAUGACCAUUCCUUCUGAGAUUUAAAAAAAAAAAAAAAAGAAGAAGUAUAAAUUGCUCCCUUGGCAAUAUUUGCCUCAAAAUGUAGUGGUUUUUGCUUUGAAACAGGGUUUCUUUCAUUCUGUAGUCUAGGCUGGCCUUGAACUCGGUGCAGUGUCCUUGGCUAAGUUUCUCAGCCUUAGGAUUAUGAGCAUAAACGGCUACACCUAACUUGUAGUAGCAGUGUUUUAUGACUGAAGUAGCUAAUGAAGAGCCCUACAUAAAUCCAGGUUUUAUAAGGCAUCACAUUAGGAAAGCGCAAGAUGGCAUUUGGGGUGUGAUAGAUCCAGUCUUUUUUUUUAAUGUGUCAGCUUGGGCUCAAGCUGCGGUUGUGUUGAGUGUCCACUUAGCAUAAAAGGCCCUGGGGUCGAUCCCCAGCAGUGAAGGAGAACUUAACCUAUGGAGAGUCAAGUGUCUUUUAAAAUAGAGAGCUACAUACUUUUCCUGUAGUCUGUGACCUUAAGGAGGAUAUGUCAGUUUGGGGUAUAAGGUUAUCAUUGUUAGCAAGAUAAAUCAUGAGUUCCCUUGAAUCCCCUUUUGAUUUUAAUCUUGAUUUAUUCUGCAGGCAUGUCCAACCUUUUGACAGUGUGACAUGACUUUUUUUAAAACUCGAAAAAAAAAUCAUGUUUUAAAAGUAAGUUUAUGAUUUUGUGUUAGACUGGAUUUACGCUAUCCUAGGCCACAGGUUGGACACACCUGCAACAUGAGUAUUAAGACCUAAUAAUUCCUGGUUUAGAGAAACUGAAGGAAUUACUUUUUUAGAGAAAAACACUGGAAAUUUUGCUAACACAGAUACUUAAGUGUGUAUAUAGUUGGUGGUUAACAAACUUACGGAAUGAGUGAGUGGAGUCAAGGGUGAGCAGAAACUCCAGUUCUGCCUCUCUACAGCCACGUCCAGUUGUAAAUACAGUCCUUCUGUACUUGACUUUGGGCAACAGCUAUCAAAAGCCUCAAGAGAACAAUUUCUCUGACAAGAUACAAUAGAUAUUUUAUACCAGGGGUUAGAAGACUACCACUCACAGGCCAUGUUUGGCCCAGUCUUUUUUUGUAUGGGGCAAACUAAAAUGGUUUUUUACAUUUUUAAAAGGUUAUAAAAGAAAGACUUUCAUGAUUGAGACCAUAUGUGGCCUAUAAAACCUAAUAUUUACUAGUAUUUGGAGAAAGUCUUCUGACUUGUUUUUGUAUAAUUAGCUACCUUUGUGCAGAAGCAAAAAAAAAAAAAAAAACAUGGUUAAGGAGAUAAUGCUGCCUCUUUAUCCUACAACCAUGACAUUGUAAAAAUAACCACCUUUUUCUUUUUUUAAAUAAACUUUAUUUAAGUCAG